Molecule: messenger RNA, 1059 nt
Organism: Rubroshorea leprosula
Lineage: Eukaryota; Viridiplantae; Streptophyta; Magnoliopsida; Malvales; Dipterocarpaceae
Source: the annotation of a GenBank genome assembly
CUAGCAUAUAUUGCAUUUGCAUCCAAAGCUUUCUAACGGUCAUGCAUGCUAUUGCUACAUACACAUGACUUUUCUUGGCCCAUUAGACAUUCCAACAGCUUGCCUGUGAAAUUACCUUUCAUUUCAUCAAAAGCAUUGGGUUCUACAUGAGUAAAAAGUAAAUUGACACUUGAACAGAAAAUAGAUUACCGGGAUGAGGUAGUAGUGAAUCACAUAUACAGGUUCCAUCUUGCUUUCAACGUAUUUAUAUAAAUGAAUAUAUGUGUGCUUUGGCGACUUACAGAAGACAGAGAUGCAGGACGCGGAAAAGGGCAAAGAAACUGAAGUAGCUAGUUCAAACCUAGGUGAUCAUCAGCCUUCAUGUCAAACUGCAACUUCAGAGAUCCACAAUACACCAAAUUUGCCAGCAGAGUGCCUACAUAGCCUUCAAAUACAAGUAGCAGAAGAGAUGGGGAGGGCUGAUGAUCAAAUGCCAGUAGAGCAGGACAUGGAAAUGGUGCCAAGAUUGGCUGUAGAGGAUAUGAAAAAUGGGGUAAAAGUUGCAUGCCUUGUUAUCUCAGUAUCUACAACUGGGAUUGUCGGCUUCCUAUCAGGAGUUCCAAGAGGCCAUUCUUCCAUGACAAGCAAGCUCAUCUUCAAAUCGGGAAUUCUCUCAAUGUUUGCCUCUUUGUUCCUUGCCUUAGUCCUGUUGGUGCUGUUCACAAACAAUACUAAAAUUUCUUGCUUAAACCAGGGUCUCAGAAUAAUCACUUGGUUAUCCACAGGACUCAUGACAUUGGCACUUGUUUUAUUUAUGGCCUUUUACUUACUAACAUGAUGUGCUAUUUGUCUCUGAAAUCACCAGUCCAUUAGACGUGCCAGCUAAGGAAAUAAUGUAACAUUUUAUCUUUCAACCACCAUAUCUAUAUGAGUUCCCUACCCCCCCCCCCCGGUGGCUACUUCUUCCCAUCUACCAUGAGAAAGCUGGUUUUCUUAUUGUGCAACAUGACUUUAUUGCAAGUUGUUGAAUGAGGAAUAGAAACUUUAUUGCCAGUUCUUGAAUAAGGGAUAGACCUUUUU